Molecule: messenger RNA, 2194 nt
Organism: Syngnathus typhle (broad-nosed pipefish)
Lineage: Eukaryota; Metazoa; Chordata; Actinopteri; Syngnathiformes; Syngnathidae
Gene: rxfp3.2b
Product: relaxin family peptide receptor 3.2b
Exons: 1
Coding region: 237-1433 (398 amino acids)
Biological process (GO): immune response; G protein-coupled receptor signaling pathway
Cellular component (GO): membrane
Molecular function (GO): G protein-coupled receptor activity
Source: RefSeq, a predicted model, not a curated record
GUUAGUGAGCUGUUGCGCUCUGACUUGCAAAGCGAUAAGCAACAGAGCGGCGAGUAGUCGAGCGGAGGAGGAGAGGAAGAUCACAGCGGGGCGGCAGCUUUAGAGCAACCUGACACAGAUAUAGGAAGAAUAUGCAGAGCUGCGUGCCACUUUCCCGACCGCUUUGCCUCCUGUUUCGUAAUCCCCGGCUCUCCAACUUUGCCCCGGCGGGAGGUAUGUGAUCGACUGGGUCCGAUAUGAACGAAAGCGGAGUUGGAAGUCUGGCUCCAGAGUCAUGUCAGCAGCAGAUGAUGGCGGAAGACAACAGCGGGAACUGUAGCGGCAGUUCCAGCGGAAACCUGUCGCUGCAUUGCUGGUUGCAGCUGCUCACCAGGGAAUCGGGAUCGGAAUUCCAAGGAGACACCUCCAGCCUUGUGGUCCGGGUGAUGAUCGCCUGCGUCUACUCGGUGGUGUGUGCGUUGGGGCUGGUGGGCAACGUACUGGCGCUGUGUCUGCUGCACUCACGUUACAGGCAGAAACAAUCGUCCAUCAACUGCUUCGUGAUGGGGCUGGCCAUCACCGACCUGCAGUUUGUGCUGACUCUGCCCUUCUGGGCUGUGGACACGGCGUUGGACUUCCGUUGGCCGUUCGGCAGAGUCAUGUGUAAGAUCGUCAGCUCGGUGACGACCAUGAACAUGUACGCCAGCGUUUUCUUCCUCACCGCCAUGAGCGUGGCGCGUUAUUAUUCUAUCUCCUCGGCGCUCAAGAUGCACAGCAGGAGGGCGGCGGCCACACGGGCUAAGUGGACCUGUCUGGGGAUCUGGGCCGUGUCUCUGUUGGUCACGUUGCCUCACGCCAUCUACUCCACCACCGCCCAAGUGUCAGACGAGGAACUUUGCCUAGUGCGUUUCCCGGAAACGGCCAACUGGGACCCGCAGCUUCUUUUGGGCUUGUACCACCUUCAAAAAGUCCUGCUUGGCUUCCUCAUCCCUCUCAUCAUCAUCAGCGUCUGCUACCUACUACUUCUACGCCUCGUCCUCAGCCGGCGCAUUUCCGGCGCCGCCAAUCCGGAGGUGGAACAAGGCCGACAAAACCGUCGCUCCAAAGUCACCAAAUCCAUCGUGAUUGUGGUUCUGUCCUUCUUUCUGUGCUGGCUUCCCAAUCAGGCUCUGACACUGUGGGGGGUGCUCAUCAAGUUUGACCUGGUGCCCUUCAGCAAAGCUUUCUACAACGUCCAAGCCUACGCUUUCCCGCUGACUGUGUGCCUGGCGCACACCAACAGUUGCCUCAAUCCGGUGCUCUACUGCCUGAUCCGCCGCGAGUUCCGGGCAGGUCUCAAGGAGCUUGUCCUCCGCACCACGCCAUCCUUCAGGGGUCUGACUCAUCUGCUGCGACGCAAAGGCAAAGUGGCAGAGGCGCCGCCCGUCAUGGUGCUGGUGCAAAUGGAUGUGUGAGCAGCAGACAGAUGGACGGACGGACGGACGGAUUAGAUGGCUCGGAGACAGUUUUCCAAGUGGAGGAAGCGGCUGUCAGUGGCCUCACCCAAAUCCCAUCAAGGCAUCAAAUGCCAACUCCUUCAUUUAUAUUCUGCUUUUGUGAGAAUAACAAUCAUGCAGCGACGCAGCGAGACAUGGCCCACUUUCCCCUUUGCCGCGUUAUGUAAUCACAAAUACUUUUUCUCACCAUUUGUCUCUUUGUGGUAGACCCUGAUUGUGAUGCCCCUCCCCUCCUCCUCGCCCCUCUCCUGGAAUGUAAUCAUGAAUAUGUAUCAAUGUCAAUCAUGAAUGAGUUUUUGAGAGCUGAAGCACUUAGCUGCUCAUCUGGGAUGAGCUCGAGGGUUGCGACGUGUAAUCCUUAUUUAACAUUUGCGAACGAGGAGCGGCGAGGUAUCAAAUUUAUAUUCACGGAAAAAUCCCUCCGGCUUCGGAUGAGGAGUCAGUGAUUCGUACAACGGAAGUUUGUUUUGCUUUUUUUAAUUGCAGUGUUUGCUCUUUUGUCUGUUGGUGUGCGUUGUUCAUGUUGUGAAAAUCGCUUACAAGUUAUUAAAAGAAGCUUACUAGAUUUAAGAACAAAGGCAGUGAAGUGAAAUUGUGAUGUCAAUGGACCUCAUUCACACCGCACGUGUAGUUUGUUUAGUUUGUAGUCGGAACAAAAAAAGUUAACAGGAGUCGUGAGCAGUUUUUAAACAUUGCUAUAAAAUACAAUAUAGAUGAAU